Messenger RNA from Bombus impatiens (common eastern bumble bee), 2242 nucleotides. RefSeq names its product ATP-binding cassette sub-family G member 4. Gene Ontology annotation, cellular component: plasma membrane. The transcript is spliced from 12 exons. Lineage: Eukaryota; Metazoa; Arthropoda; Insecta; Hymenoptera; Apidae. The record is from RefSeq and is a predicted model, not a curated record. The coding region runs from base 366 to 2027 and encodes 553 amino acids. Gene Ontology annotation, molecular function: ATP binding; ATP hydrolysis activity; ABC-type transporter activity.
GUAAAGGGAGAACAUGAGAGUCGAUCAGCGGCAUUCGGCGGUAGUAAGCAGUAAGCAAGCAGUACGCGCUUGCAUUUUCAUGUAUGUGCUCUACGCUGUUGUAACGAAUGUCCUAUAAUGGUUUUGUCUCUGACACAUUUGUUUCGGUUCUUAUAGUCAUAAGUUUGUGUUAUACCCGUCUUCUUAAACGCACGUGUUUCAAGCUGACCACCAAAUUACACGUGAAAUGAAACUGGUGUACUAAAGUUACUCAGUGAAAGCUGACAAGCAAGAAAUUCGUGUAUCUUUCAUACUCUCAUUCCUGCCAAAAGGAGAUAUUACACGGAAUCAAUGGAAGACUUCCAGCGAAACAUUUAAUCGCCUUAAUGGGCCCAUCCGGAGCAGGGAAGUCGACCUUGCUGGAUAUCCUGUCGGGAUUCAGGACGACUGGCAUGGAUGGAAACAUUUACAUCAACGGUCAUGUCCGACACUUGAAUUCUUUUCGAAAAUGUAGCACAUACAUCACGCAAGAUGACCGUUUAGAAGCUCUGUUGACAGUCGCUGAGAACAUGACUGUCGCAGCUGACCUCAAGCUGCCCACUAGUACCCCUAGAUACGAGAAGGAAACGAUAAUUAAAGACAUCCUGAAUACCUUGGGUCUACACGAGCAUAUGAAUACUCUAACGGAAAAAUUAAGUGGCGGGCAAAGAAAGAGGCUAUCCAUCGCUUUGGAGUUGGUUAAUAAUCCGACUGUUAUGUUUCUCGAUGAACCGACUACGGGUCUGGACAGUUCAUCGUGUAUGCAUGUGGUAAAUUUGUUGAAAUUGCUCGCACGGCAAGGAAGGACGAUCGUCUGCACGAUACAUCAACCUAGCGCCUCGCUCUUUCAGUUGUUUGAUCUGGUUUAUGUACUGGCGAAUGGAGAAUGUUUAUUUCAUGGUGCAACCACCCAGUUGGUUUCCUAUUUGGAAAACGUUAAACUGCCAUGUCCUGUAUACUACAAUCCAGCUGAUUACGUAAUUGAGUUGGCUUGCGGUGAAUAUGGAGAUGACAAAAUAGCGAUGUUAAUAUCGGGCUCAAAGAACGGCAAGAGUACGCAAUGGUUCCAAAAUGCUGAUAGUCUUGCAACUGCAAAUAAUUUGAGAGCGUUGCAUCCGAUUAAGAAGCAUGUGAAUUUAAAUGGAAAAAGUAGUCUUCAUGCGACUUCUUUAAUACAUCAGAUUAAAAUUCUGAUUGAAAGAGGUUUUAUAAAGUCUAAAAGAGAUACUACAUUAACAUAUUUACGAAUCAUAGUCAAUAUAGCCGUUGGUUUAAUGCUUGGUAUGGUCUUCGUUGGAGCUGGAACCGACGGUGCCAGAGUGUUAGAUAAUUAUAAUCUUUUGUUUUCCAUUCUUAUACAUCAUUUGAUGACCACAAUGAUGCUUACCGUAGUUACUUUUCCUAUGCAAAUGAGCAUUCUAUUAAAAGAACAUUUCAAUAGAUGGUACAGUUUAAAAGCAUUUUAUACGGCCAUUACUGUCAUCGAAUUACCGAUUUCGAUAAUAUGUUGUCUACUUUUUACGUUGAUAACGUAUUUGUUCACGUGUCAACCAUUAGAAAUGUCACGAUUUUUCAUGUUUUUCGCGAUUAGCUUGUUAGUGGUUCUAAUAUCACAGGGAGCUGGUCUCAUGAUUGGGGCAGUGUGCAAUGUAAUUAAUGGAACAUUCGUGGGACCAACUUUGACCGUGCCAUUGAUGAUGUUCGCUGGCUUUGGUGUUACAUUACGUGAUAUACCAAAUUACCUUAAGUGGGGUACAUAUAUAAGUUUCUUGCGAUAUGGUUUGGAAGGAUAUAUCGGUGCAAUUUAUGGAUUCGAUAGACCAGUGUUAUUCUGCGAAAGUAACGAAAAUUUGUACUGUCAUUACAGAUAUCCAGCAAAAUUCCUUUCUGAUAUUGCGAUGGAAGGCAAUCAGUUUUGGAAUGAUAUUGUGGCGCUUAUAAUAAUACUUAUACUAACGCGAUGUGCCGCGUAUUUUCUUCUUAAGUGGAAGAUCAUGUCUGUACGAUAAAUCGAUUAAGUUCAAAGUGAUCUUCGAACUUGUUGUUUCGAUUUUGUUUCGUAUCGUAAGCGAUAAACGAUCGCUAUUUAGCUGCAUAGAACGUUAUAUGCAAGGUAAUCGAAGAAUGUAUUUAUACUGUUUCUCUAGUUUUGCAAAUACUUUUUGCUCAAUACAGGGUAAUUUUUAUAGAGAUAUAAAAUUGGUUCAAAAAGUAAUUUUGAUAC